Gavialis gangeticus (Gharial) is the source of this 2285-nucleotide messenger RNA. It is a transcript of the gene ST8SIA6, whose product is annotated as ST8 alpha-N-acetyl-neuraminide alpha-2,8-sialyltransferase 6. The transcript has 9 exons. The record is from RefSeq and is a predicted model, not a curated record. Gene Ontology annotation, molecular function: alpha-N-acetylneuraminate alpha-2,8-sialyltransferase activity. Gene Ontology annotation, biological process: N-glycan processing; oligosaccharide metabolic process. The coding region runs from base 21 to 1214 and encodes 397 amino acids. Lineage: Eukaryota; Metazoa; Chordata; Crocodylia; Gavialidae.
GUAGCUGCAGCGGCCGCACGAUGCGGGCGGUCAUCGCGCUGGUGGCCCUGCUUGGCAGCCUGCUGCUCUUCGUCUGCCUGCUUUGGCUCACGGCUGACGGGUCCCUGCGCGCCAGGAGCUGGGAGAAGGAGGCAACGGCGGACACGCCCCAAGCCCGCAGGAAGCUCCGGUCCCCUCUCGCAUCGGUGCAGCCGGCUCCCGGGAGACGGAACAGAACAGCUCAUAAUAAAAAUGGAAUUUACUCACAUGACCCGGCCUUGAAAUGUAAGGAGAUUCAAGACAACAUUUUGUCUUCAUCUAUCAAGAAGAAAAGGUAUUCUGAAAAUUAUUACCUUCAGAUAGUCACAAAACUACAGCACUGCGCAUGGAAAAGGAGGCCAGAAGAAUAUGAAAAAUUUAGGUCAGAACUCGCUUCCUGCUGUGACGCUGCUCACAACUUCAUUGCUUCUCAAAACAAUACCCCACUGGGAAGUAACUUGAGUUAUGAAGUGGACCAUAAAAAGGUUAUCCAUAUCACAGAAGACAUUUUUAGGAUGCUGCCUGCGUCCCCUCCCUUUCUAAGCUACCCCUUCAAGCACUGUGCAGUGGUUGGAAAUGGGGGCAUUCUGAAAAACUCCAGCUGUGGCACUGAAAUUGAUAAUUCUGACUUUGUAUUCAGGUGUAACCUUCCUCCAACCACAGGAAGCAUUAGCAAAGAUGUUGGCAAUAAAACAAAUCUUGUGACUGUUAAUCCAAGCAUCAUUGCACAGAAAUACAAGAAACUGAAAGCAAAGAAGAUGACAUUUCUGCAGAACAUUGCAGUUUAUGGAGAUGCUUUUCUUUUAUUGCCAGCAUUUUCCUUCAGAAGCAACACAGCUGCUUCUUUUAAAGUAUACCAUACUCUUCAUGAGUUCGGAGCAAAACAGAGGGCAAUAUUUUUUCAUCCAAGGUACCUGAAAAGCCUUGCCCGGUUCUGGAGAACUAAGGGCGUGAAAGCAUAUCGAUUGUCUUCUGGUUUUAUGAUCACUAGUGCUGCUGUUGAGCUGUGUGAAAAUGUGAAGUUAUAUGGCUUCUGGCCUUUCUCAAAAAACAUAGAGGAAGUGCCAAUCAGCCAUCACUAUUAUGACAACCAGCUGCCUAAACCAGGUUUCCAUGCAAUGCCUAAAGAAUACAACCAAAUUCUCAAGCUUCAUGGGAAGGGUAUUUUGAAGCUGCAGUUUGGUCAAUGUGAAUGAGACUUAUCAGAAUCCUGAAGAAAAGACAUAGGAAUGAGUAGUACUGAUGACUAUGGAAGGAUAUUCUCCUUAAAUACAAGAUUGCUGGCUUUUUAUCCUUUUUCUUCAGUGCCUAACAGGGACAGAUUCCUCACAGCAAGGCUGUAAGGAAGCAGCCUGCCAGGCUUCUCAGCUCUUUCACUAAAUUAUGGGUGAGUUUCUUAAAAAUACCCCCGUCUUUUCUUAAAGCACUUUUUAAACUGAAUCAUUUAGGUGCAGGGACAGAAGUGAAUCUGGGGGGGAGAUCAAGUUGCAGGAUCUGUUCUUUUGAAAGCCAGCUAACUGAUUGUACAUUUCAGGUAGCUAGGCAUAUUGGUGAUAUUAAUUAUGCCCACAGACAGUUGCAAAAAAAAUGACAGAUGCCAAUCACCUCAACUGGGGCAGGUCAAGGAGUUAGCAGGAUUUUACGGACCAUUUCUAUUUUCAUGUUAGUUUAUUUGAUGGAUUGAUUCAAGUCAAGUGCAGUAAAUAAAAUAGGGAGAUUCUAGAAAUGAGUAUUAUUUAAAUUCAUUUUUAUUCUGUUUCCUUUGUAGGUGAAUAACAUAGCAGUUAUGGCACAUUUUUGAGCUGUUAUAACUGCAUUCCAUGAACAUAACACCAAAUAAUGCUGAUAGUGUAAGCUCUGCAACUGUUAUUUUAAAAAGGUCUCUUUAAAAAUCUACAUUCACUAAAUCUGUUUAUGCUUUCAAAUAUAAACUUGAUAUUGUCUGCUCCCACCUGUGUUUAGGAUGUGCACAGUAAACUGUAUAAACGUCUUUGCAGGAUUUAGGAGGCAUGCAGUGCCACUGUAUUUUUAUUGCAAUGCAUUUUCUGUGUUUUUAUUGCAGAAAACCCAGAUGAAGAUGUAUUAUUGAGAUAUUGAUUAGCUUAUUUAAUUUAUAUUUUGUUUUAUGUUUUUAAGUGCCUACUGAUUUAAUGUAAAAGGAUGCAUGGUUUCAUUGUUCUGAUGCAUACUUAGGACACUGCACCUGUUACAAGUUCUGUAAUGGAAUAUUUUUGCAAACUCUGUUUGGAAAUAAAAACUUAUUAGAC